This is a messenger RNA of Saccostrea cuccullata (small rock oyster), 1629 nucleotides long. RefSeq lists its product as uncharacterized. Lineage: Eukaryota; Metazoa; Mollusca; Bivalvia; Ostreida; Ostreidae. The coding region runs from base 1 to 1629 and encodes 542 amino acids. Gene Ontology annotation, biological process: protein deubiquitination. The transcript has 10 exons. Gene Ontology annotation, molecular function: cysteine-type deubiquitinase activity. The record is from RefSeq and is a predicted model, not a curated record.
AUGAAAGGUGGAGGUGGUGACCUGUAUAAAGGACAACGAAUUGAAGGAGAUGGGAACUGCUUUUACCGAUCUCUGUCCCUCUACAUGUAUGGCAGCCAGGAGAACUACAGAAAUGUCCGUCAGCAAAUCAUCAACUUCAUGUCAGAUCGAGAAGAUCGAUAUCAACGUUUGAUUGAGAGAAAUGUGAAUUAUCAUGAUUAUGCCAGAUAUAUAAGUAAUCAUAGGCGGGAUGGUGUGUGGGCAGAAGACUCUAUAGUUCAAGCUGCCGCUGACUUAUAUGGAGUAGAUAUCUAUUACAUGUACAGAGAUUGCACUGAAGGUGUUUCAGAACCAAGUUAUCAUUCAGACCUGAUUUCAAUUCAGGACCCAGCGGAAAUAGAGAUAUUAGGUGAAUGUGGCAUGGAUGAUUUUGAGAAGUCCGAAGCUGGUAUAACAGGGUCUAGUGGAAGCCAACUCAUUCCUGAAGAGGAUAUGCCUGAAAUAAAAGAAACCUCAACGACGGAGGAGAGUAAUUAUAAAAUAUCUGAAGGGAAGGAGGUGGAAAUUUUACACCUCCAAAUGGAGGAGAAAAACAUUAACAUCCCUCAUAGUAGUACACGACUUUCAGAUGAAGAAUUGUCAGAAAAAAGAGACCUCCCUGUGGAGGAUACUGAAUUGCCAGAAGAAAGAGACCAUAUGACUGAGGAUGCUGUCGAUAACUUCUGUAGGGAUUUUGAAGAUCAACAUAAAAAGAAGAGGAUCAGGAACCAAAUUUAUCUUGAAUUAAAACAGACAGACAGCAGGCAUAUAGAGAAUGAAAGUGAUUUGACCUCAGGCAGACCUUUAGUAGAGAAUUUAAGAAGGCUGGAAGAUUUUCAUAUUGAAUUAGAAGGAGAAGCAUGUAGUGAAAUUCCUGUAAAUGAAGUCUUGCACUCUGAUUCUGAAGAAAGUAUUGAAAAUCGAACAGACAUACAUGUACCAUUGGAGAAAAAGAUACAUGACAGUCAGCAGAUACAGAGUAUAGACCAUUUACGGGAAAUGAUCCGAAAUGAACGUGUGGGCUUUGGAUCUCACCUUCGCGUGAGGAGACGACUAUGGUUUUUUGAAUAUUUUCACCAUUUUUUAACUCUGGAAGUUAAUAACCAAUCCAUUACAUUUCUUCAUUUAGCUAUAACUUCACCACUAAACAUAUUUUGUGAAGAGGCUAUAAUUAAAUUUUCCAAUUUUAACAAUACCUUCUUCGUUUUCAAUCGCGGAGUUGAACUUCUCUAUUGGUAUGCAAUUCCAACAAAUAGAACAAAAUCAGAUGAAAUAAAUCAAAGAAUAGAGGACGUUAUGGCAUUAGGUUACAUUAACUAUAGUCUUACAUCCCCUGAUAAAAUGUACUGUGCUUCUUUAGUUUCGUACAUUUUAACUGGGGAGAAAGAUCACAGAGAAGUGUUUGAAUUCAUCUGCCGUCAUGGAGUCUUUGGCCUCUAUCUCAUUUUAACCGUAAAUUGCUUCUGUUAUUUUACAUCUAAUAUUAGAUAUAUUUAUGAUUCAGCUGCAAAAUUCAAAGCUAAAUUAACAUAUAUGUUUCAACUAUUCCAUUCAAAUAUUUUAGAGAGGUUGUACUCAUUUUGUAGUUGUCUAUGUUGUAUUUGGGAUUAA